Messenger RNA from Spinacia oleracea (spinach), 933 nucleotides. RefSeq names its product non-specific lipid transfer protein GPI-anchored 1. The record is from RefSeq and is a predicted model, not a curated record. Lineage: Eukaryota; Viridiplantae; Streptophyta; Magnoliopsida; Caryophyllales; Amaranthaceae. The transcript is spliced from 2 exons. The coding region runs from base 96 to 686 and encodes 196 amino acids.
AUAUAUCAAACACACUCCUUCACAAUCUUUACACCACCACCUCAAUUCACUAUUUCCCUCCUAACUAAAUUACCACGUCUUCCCAAACUCUUAACAUGAUGAUGAACAAGUUGAAACUCCUCUUAACCAUAACAACCGCCCUUUGCAUCCUCCACGGGUCAGUCACCACCACCGCAGCACCACCACCUUCGUCGUCGUUGGCGACAGAGUGUAGCACGGCGGUGCAGCAGUUGAUAAGCUGCUUAAACUUCGCGAAAGGCGGUGCGGCGGUGCCGGGUAAAGAGUGUUGCACAUCGGUGACUAGCAUGAAGGAGAAGCAGCCAGUUUGCUUGUGUUUCUUUAUAGGGCAAGCUCAUAAUGGCAGUGAACAAAUUAAGAGCCUUGGAAUUCAAGAAGAUAAGCUUUUGCAACUUCCUUCUGCUUGUCAUCUUACUAAUGCUAGUGCUUCUAAUUGCCCUAAGCUACUUGGGAUAUCUCCAACCUCACCAGCAGCAUCCAUAUUCAUGGCCAACGCCACAACCUCAUCACCAGGAACACCGUCGUCGUCGUCAUCGUCAUCAACAAGCACCGUAGGAGGGAGCAAAUCAAGUGGAAAUAAGCUCGGAAACGGUGUAUUUACCGGCUUUAUGGCGGUUUUCGUGUCGGCGAUCCUCUGUGUUCUUCCUGUUGUUGCAUCUUUUCUGUAAUUCUUCCAUCUUGUUUUCUUAAACUCUAUGUAUUCACUGAGUUUAUGAUCGAGAGCUAAAUAAGUAGAAGCUCUCGUACGUUGUAGUUCGGAAAUUGUAGGAACUCUAUCCAUUUAAUUAUGUUGUGUUAUUGAAAUUGUGAUUUGAACUAUAUGUUAAAGUACCUAGCUACUCUUGUAUAACAACAUUAUUGUACGUGUGUUACUUUAUUUGAUUGUGAGGUUUGAACUUCACUACUUUGCUUUUA